Messenger RNA from Tribolium castaneum (red flour beetle), 1547 nucleotides. RefSeq lists its product as hypothetical. The transcript has 5 exons. Gene Ontology annotation, cellular component: nucleus. Bases 137 to 1438 code for a protein of 433 amino acids. The record is from RefSeq and is a predicted model, not a curated record. Gene Ontology annotation, molecular function: protein binding; DNA binding. Lineage: Eukaryota; Metazoa; Arthropoda; Insecta; Coleoptera; Tenebrionidae. Gene Ontology annotation, biological process: regulation of transcription by RNA polymerase II.
AGCGGGCAUAAAUCAAUACUCUGCCCCCCUUUUGUAGAAAGGGCGCAGUCACAAGUUAAAAGCUGUGUGGGUAACACGCUACUAAACCGAAAAGAAAAUUCAUCGGAAAAUUGCAUCAAACGACUUAUCUGCCAAGAUGAAGUCGAGCGUCCAGUUUGCGCCAAACAAGCACUUGGAGAACAUCAGUAAAAUGUUUAGGAAAUUAUACAAUGAUGAACAACUCGCCGACGUGACAUUGUGUUGUAAAGACGGCACAAUCAAAGCCCACAAACUUAUUCUCGCUACGAGUAGUCCGUAUUUCCAUCGAAUUUUCACGGAAAAUCAGCGAGAGCAUCCAAUUCUCAUAAUGCACGGUAUCUCUUAUCAGAACCUACACGAUCUCAUUGAAUUAAUUUACAAAGGCAAUGUCGAUGUUCUUCCUGAAGCGUUAAAUCCAUUGUAUGAACUAGCGGGAGAGUUUCAAUUGGCUGGAAUAUCGGGAGUGCUAAGAGAUGAAAAUGAUAAAUAUUCCGACCUAAUGAAUGGAAGCCACGGACGUGACACUCGAUACAAAGGGCUGAAACGAGUCGCUGUCGACUAUAAGGACCCAGAGCCAAAAAUUGAAAGUCCCUCAAUUUCUCCCAAAAAAGCCGAAAUACAGACUUCUGACGACUCGAUACAAAUUUGCACCCACUCCCCUUCACCUGACGUAGCCACCGAAUGCGAGGAACCUUCUCCAGAGAAACCAUCCGAAGAAGCGCCAAAAUUGAGCGCUUGGGCUAAGAAACAACGCAAAUUCAAAUGUGACCUUUGCCCUAGCAGUUUCAAACGUUCAUCACAUUUAACCCGCCACCAGCUUGUCCACACUGGAGAAAGACCCUUUGCUUGCGACCAAUGCGAUAAAGCUUUCUCAAGACACGACAAACUCAAACACCACAUUCGAAAAACACACGAACAGGACUACGAAGCUGAUUAUAACAUGGAGUUAUCAUCACAUGGAAUCCUCGCAUCUUCAUCCCCAUCACCUCCACUACCUUUCGUAAUUUCGCACGUUCGAAGUGAGGCCGAUGACGAAGCCUCCUCUCCUCCAAAUCCGCCAAAAAGGCCAAGAGGCAGACCAAGAAAAUACCCCGUUGUUGAAAAACCUUUGAUUAAACGAGGACGGGGAAGGCCACGUUUGAAUCCAACUCGGCCAACGGGAAAUGGGGAAAAUUACGAUAUAACUAAUUUACCAUAUGGGGAUUUGGAGUAUUUAACUAUGCCGUUACAAGAGUCAGUUAUGAUAGAGCCAUACGUUGAAAUUAAAACCGAAAAAGAUGAGACGGGAGGAUCAAAUGAAAAGAAAGAUACAGUGAAAGAUGAGGAGGAACCUGGGCGAGUUAGUCCCACAAAUUUGAAGGUCCUAGAAAAUCGAAUUGCGAAAAUUGGGGAGUGUACAAUUUCGGUAGCGAACCAUUAAUGCCAUUAAAACCAAAUAUUAGGAUUAGUUCACUAGAGUUACUCAAACUGUCACACUAUUAACUAUUAAUUAUGUACAAAAUUACAAAUAAAACUGUUUAGAAGUGGAA